CUGGCAACAAUGGCAUAUGAUCGGUAUGUGGCCAUAUGCAAACCAUUACUUUAUCCAGUCAUUAUGUCCAAUACCCUGUGCAUCCGGCUGAUACAUUUGUCAUUUUUAGGUGGCCUUAUUCAUGCCAUAAUUCAUAGUUCUUUUUUAUUCAGAUUAACCUUCUGUAAUUCCAGCACAGUACACCACUUUUACUGUGACAUUAUACCACUGUUUAAGAUUUCUUGUACUGACCCUUCUAUUAAUUAUCUGAUAGUAUUUAUUUUCUCUGGGUCAAUACAAGUAUUUACCAUUUUGACUGUUCUUGUCUCUUACACACUGGUUCUCUUUACAAUCUUAAAAAAGAAGUCUCUACAAGGCAUAAGGAAAGCCUUCGCCACCUGUGGAGCCCAUCUCUUAUCUGUGUCAUUAUACUAUGGCCCCCUCCUCUUCAUGUAUGUGCGCCCUAGAUCUGCACAGGCAGAUGGUCAAGAUAUGACGGAUUCUCUAUUUUACACUGUUAUAAUUCCUGUGUUAAACCCAAUGAUCUAUAGCCUGAGAAAUAAGAAAGUCAUAGAUGCACUGAGAAAAAUGUUAAAGAAGACUUCUUAG
This is a messenger RNA of Ailuropoda melanoleuca (giant panda), 588 nucleotides long. RefSeq names its product olfactory receptor 183-like. The record is from RefSeq and is a predicted model, not a curated record. The transcript has a single exon. Gene Ontology annotation, biological process: G protein-coupled receptor signaling pathway. Lineage: Eukaryota; Metazoa; Chordata; Mammalia; Carnivora; Ursidae. Gene Ontology annotation, cellular component: membrane. Gene Ontology annotation, molecular function: olfactory receptor activity. The annotation marks the transcript as partial.